This is a messenger RNA of Ostreococcus tauri, 597 nucleotides long. RefSeq names its product unnamed product. The record is from RefSeq and is a predicted model, not a curated record. The transcript has a single exon. The coding region runs from base 1 to 597 and encodes 198 amino acids. Lineage: Eukaryota; Viridiplantae; Chlorophyta; Mamiellophyceae; Mamiellales; Bathycoccaceae.
AUGCGGCGCAUCGCGCGUUCGCUCGCUCGCUCGCUCGCUCUCGCGCGCGAAGGCACGACGCGCGCGCACGCGCACGCGCACGGGCACGGCGCGCGCGCGUACGGGACGCGACGCCCGCCGCCGCCGGCGAACGUGAGCCGAGAGAGCGCGUGUUGGGAAGCGGUGACGGACGCGCGCACGGGAAAGACGUACUGGUGGAACGUCGAGACGGACGAGACCACGGACGUGGACGCGGCGCGACCGAAGACGUACAGUGUGGUUGACCCGACGAUGCCGGCGCCGAUGGCGAGCGAUCGGGCGCCGCCGCCGGCGCGGUACGAACGCGACGGGGUCGGCGGGAUCGCGGGCGGAUUUGGGUCGAUGAUGGCGCAAGGGGCGGCGUGGGGGAUGGGAUCGUCCAUGGGACACCGAGCGAUCGGUGGGUUGUUCGGUGGGUCGUCGUGGGGCGGUGGAUCGUCGAUGAGCGGGGGGGGGGCGGAGAACACCGCGCCGCCGGCGAAUCCGUUCGAGAGCGGCGAGUUGGACGACGACGCGAUGGACGAUGGAUACGGCGAUGGCGGUGGAUCGCUGUUCGAUUUCUUUUCCGAGGACGAGUGA